UUCAGUUUUUUAUUAGAGUGAGGUACUCUCACAUCUAUAUAUAGCUCUCACAUUUGAUCAUCUCUUUCACUCACUAGCGAUUAAGCACCCUUCAUUCCUCCCAUCUUUCCAAGUAUUGUUUUGUUCAGUUUUCAUUUGCUCUAGCAAUGGCCAGUGUUGAGGUUGCACCAGCAGCAGCGUUGCAAGAGAAUGAGCCAAAGACAAUCGAGGUGACCAAGACUGAGGAGGCAAUCGUGGAAGAGCCCGUGGCUGCAGCACCACCUUCAACCGAGUCUGAGGCUACAACCACCGAAGAGCCAAAGGAAACAACACCACCCGUAGAAGCAGAAAUCGAGAAACCAGCUGCUCCCGAAGCCGAGGCUCCAGUUCCGGUUGAAGUUAAGACCAAGGAGGAGGUGGCAGAAGAACCAAAGGCGGCCGAGGCAGCUGAGGUGGAGGAGCCAACAGUAGAAACGGAGACAACAGAAGCAGAAGAGCCUAAAGAGGUCGUAACAGCAGAGCCUGUUGCCGUGGAAGAGAAGACCAAAGAAGAGACCAUUGAAACUGAGGCACCAGCAGCUGCUCCAGUUGAGGAAGAGAAAACAGUUGAAGCAGCAGCAGCAGAGGAAGCUACCACAGAAGUUCCAGUCGAGAAGACUGAAGAAUAGAAGAUGAACAUAUGACAAGAUGAGAGAGAAGUUUAAGGAGUCCUUUUUCUAGGUUUGCAUGUUCGAGUUGGUCAUCUUUUCAUCCACAUUUCUAUUUGUUUGUUAGUUUAUGUUGUAAUUGAGGUAAGGCUUUAAAAUUAAAUUAAUGGGGUUUGGCAUUUGGAUUAUGAUCUCCACUUAAUGUAAGCAUCCUGCUUUAUGGUUUGAUAUAUCUGAGAUUAUACUGAAGAAUGUAAUGCAUUGGUGAUUAGUAUGGUGUGAAAAUAUAUGAUUUGCUUUAGUUUUGAAUAAUAUUUUUGUUUUUUGUAAUA
Messenger RNA from Pyrus x bretschneideri (Chinese white pear), 958 nucleotides. RefSeq names its product major latex allergen Hev b 5-like. The transcript is spliced from 2 exons. Bases 147 to 647 code for a protein of 166 amino acids. The record is from RefSeq and is a predicted model, not a curated record. NCBI's taxonomy places the organism in Eukaryota, Viridiplantae, Streptophyta, Magnoliopsida, Rosales, Rosaceae.